Prorocentrum cordatum is the source of this 408-nucleotide messenger RNA. Lineage: Eukaryota; Dinophyceae; Prorocentrales; Prorocentraceae. The record is from the annotation of a GenBank genome assembly.
AUGGGGGCGCCGCUUUAUCCCUGGGUGGCGGACACCGCGGAUGCCUGGUUCAGCAGUUGCUUGACGAGCAGGGCGGCGGACUGGGUCACCCGGCGGGACGACGUGGAGGCGGGACACAUGCCCUGUAUGGAGCUGCGCCUCGCGUGCCUGAUGGAGAUGCUGCAGGUGCCCGUGCGCAGCAGUCGGGCCGACGCUGCUGGCCUGAUUCGCGGUGACACGGCAAGUGGCGAUGACUUCUUGAGGCCGCUGGCUGAGGGUUUAUGCGAGGAGGCGCGGAGUGCGAGCGGGCGCCACAGGGCUGGUUGCCUUGGCAAGGCGCCUCCAGAUGCGCAGGGAGCUCGACUCCAAGGAGGGCUUGAACGCGGCGCUCACGCGCCAUUGGUCGGCUUUCGCGCGGGUGCGCAAUGA